AACAGUCAAUUACCGCUUACCAGAUAACGUAGUUCCAGUGCACUACAAUAUCGAACUGAUACCACACAUGGAAGAAGAUAAUUUUACCUUUGACGGUAAAUCCCAUGUAAUCAUCGAGAUCCGUCGUGCAACACGAAACAUAAGUUUGCACGCGCUGGAUUUGACGAUAAAUGAAACAGCGACGUCAUUGAUUAGCAGCGAAGUUCACGUACCGACAAUGCAUAAUUAUGACAAUGAAACAGAAAUCUUAACUCUUCACUUCGAUGAUGAGCUACCCUCGGGAAUUUACAGUCUAAAUAUACAAUUUGUCGGUAUUUUAAACGAUGAUUUACAUGGAUUUUUCAGAACAUCGUACAUCGAUGAGAAAAGGGGAAAAAUGUGGUUGGCUGCAACGCAUUUUGAGGCGUGCGAAGCGCGACGAGCAUUUCCAUGUUGGGACGAACCGGCAUUAAAAGCCACUUUCAAUAUUUCCAUAAAACAUCAUCAAAACUACAAAGCUAUGUCAAAUAUGCCGAUAUGGUAUCAAUCAAAUGACGAAGAUAACAUGAUGUGGACACACUUUCUCACGACUCCUGUUAUGUCCACGUAUCUCGUAGCGUUUGUAAUCGCCGAUUAUGUUCGUGUUCCUAAUGCAGAUGGAACGGUCAAUAUGUGGUGCAGGUCGACAUUGGCUCCGCACUCAAAAUUUGCACAAGAAGUUGCUCAAAAGGCUAGGGAUAUAUUAACAGAAUAUACUAACAGCACCGACAAAGUUCCGAAAAUGGAUCAUGUAGCAGUUCCGCAAUUAUCAUCUGCAGGUGCCAUGGAAAAUUGGGGACUUAUAAUUUACACGGAAACAUCUUUUACAUACAAUGAUAAAAAAGAUAGUUUGUAUCGUAAACGACGAAUAGCGAUGACAGCAGCUCACGAAAUGGCGCAUCAAUGGUUUGGUAAUACAGUUAGCCCGUUAUGGUGGUCUCAUGUGUGGCUAAACGAGGGAUUCGCGUCAUUCUUCGCAGAGUAUAUUCUUAAUGAGAUUUUUCAAGAAGAACGAAUAAUGGAUUCCUUUGUUAUCAAUAUUCAGCAAUUAGCCCUUGAAAGAGAUAUUGCUAAAAAUAUGAAACCUAUUACAUUUGAAGUCAAUACCCGCAAAGAAAUUAAUACACUUUUUACUUAUGCCGCUUACGGCAAGGCACCCGCUAUACUGCGCAUGCUACAACAUACUAUUACCGCUGAAGUAUUUCGAAAAGGUAUCAUUAAAUAUUUACAUAAACAUGAAUUCAGUUCAGUUACUUCUGAUGACUUAUGGAACGCUUUGCAAACAGCUCUCGACGAAUCAGAUAUUCCACAUAAUACCUAUAGAUUGAAAGAGGUAAUGGAUACCUGGUUGAAACAAAGGCAUUAUCCUUUGGUGCGUGUGACACGAAACUACAACACCAAUGAAACAAUAAUAACACAAGAACAUUACUAUCCAAAAAGAGAAAAUCAUAGCGUCGAUAGUGAUAAAUGGUGGAUUCCUGUAACUUUUACUACAGAAUCAAAUCCCGAUUUCUCUAAUACUUUGCCCACUCAUUGGCUAAAACCACAAGAUGAAAAUAUAAACAUUGAGGGAGUCGAUUCGAAUGACUGGAUCAUAGUUAACAUACAACAAAUGGGAUACUAUCGCGUUAAUUAUGAUGAUUCGAAUUGGCGCAAACUUGCAAACUAUCUCAAUUCUGACAAUUAUACAAAAAUACAUGUGCUUAAUCGAGUUCAAAUCAUUGAUGAUGCUUAUCACCUUAUGAAAGCAGAGCAACUCGAUAUCGAGAUAUUUCUAGAACUCGCAAGUUAUCUGCCUCAAGAUACAGAUCCUUUAGCAUUACAUUUAAUGUUUAAUUUAUUAAGGGAAAUGGAGGAACUGUUCAAAAUCCCAGAAAUGAAUAAUUUUAAGCAAUACAUAUUACAUAUUUUGGAUGAACAUAUUAAAAGUGUGGGAUAUGAAGAAGAUCCUGCUGAAAAUGAUCUUACAAAGCUUAAAAGAUAUUAUACUUUAAAGUGGGCGUGUAGUUUAGGUCACUCUGAGUGCAAGAGGAUGGCUAAUAUUAAAUUAAAUGAAAUUCUCGAAAACCCUGAAAAAGUAGGACAGUUACAUAUAAGAAUGUCUUGGGAGUUAAGAGAAUGGACGUACAGUUACGGUAUAAUAGAAGCCAACGCCUUUACUUGGAAUAAAUUAUUGGAUACAUAUCUCAUCAAUCAAGACACAGAAAUAUUAGACUACUUGACUUCAUCUGAAAAUUUUAAUAUCCUGAUUAGUUUAAUAAAUAUGAAUGCUUUAAAUAAUUCAAUAUUACAAAACAAUUACCAUUACAUAAUUUCAAACAUUAUUAGCAAACAUUUAGACAAAGACGUAGUAUUUGACUACAUUUUAGCAAAUUUAGAAAAAAUAAGUGAAGACAUUAAACAGAUUUCUUCAGAAGAAAAGGGAAUGUUAAAUUAUAAUAUUAUUGCUAACACAUAUUCCCAGGAACAACUAAACAAGAUAACCGAUUUUAUAAAAAGUAAAUUUAAAAAAGAAUCAUUAAAACAUUUGCAAGAAGCGAUAGAAGAUCAAAAAUCCAGGCUGACAAAAUUAACUGGCAUAGCUAAAAAAAUAUUUGUAAUAAAAGGAGGCAAACUGUAAA
Messenger RNA from Monomorium pharaonis (pharaoh ant), 2639 nucleotides. Its product is annotated as aminopeptidase N-like. Lineage: Eukaryota; Metazoa; Arthropoda; Insecta; Hymenoptera; Formicidae. Gene Ontology annotation, cellular component: cytoplasm. Bases 68 to 2638 code for a protein of 856 amino acids. Gene Ontology annotation, molecular function: metalloaminopeptidase activity; zinc ion binding; peptide binding. The transcript has 11 exons. Gene Ontology annotation, biological process: peptide catabolic process; proteolysis. The record is from RefSeq and is a predicted model, not a curated record.